Messenger RNA from Fopius arisanus, 752 nucleotides. Its product is annotated as putative complex I intermediate-associated protein 30. Gene Ontology annotation, biological process: NADH dehydrogenase complex assembly. Lineage: Eukaryota; Metazoa; Arthropoda; Insecta; Hymenoptera; Braconidae. Bases 101 to 652 code for a protein of 183 amino acids. The record is from RefSeq and is a predicted model, not a curated record. The transcript has 3 exons.
CAGAAUGACAAGUAUUUCUAACGGAUCAAAUGGUGAAGUAAAGUAACAAAAAUCAAGAGAAGUUUAUUUUUUGUUCCAUGAUUUUUCGAAAUUUGUGAGAAUGAACAGAACUUCUCAAACUCUGUUCGAUUUUACGCGAACGGAUCAAUUAGGAAGCUGGACUGAAUGUUCAGACACGAUUAAAACAACUGGAAUGUCCAAAGCAGCGCUCGUUAUGCAGAAAACACAAUUGGUACAAAGAGCAAUAUUCUUUACUCUAUUCAAUCCAAGGCCGAAUAGGACAGGAUAUGCUGCAGUCAGAUGUGACACUAAUUUCGAUCUCUCCGGGUCUAAUUACAUCACGAUCAAGUGCCGGGGCCAGGGGACUAAUUACAAAUACAAGAUGUUACUCAGGCACAAGGGGCUGGACAAGAAUGCCCUAGUAUAUGGUCAAGUUUUCACGGCACCUGAAAACGAAUUCGCAACGAUAAAACUACCCCUUGCUGAAUUCCGACCUUACUACAGAGGACAAGAGAAGCCUUUGGAGGAAAAUCCUCUGGACACUUCGUCAAUAACGAAUAUAGGCCUUAAAGUGGACAUGGGGCCUUAUCUACCAGAAAAUCAAGCAGGUGUAGCCGCUCUUGAAAUCGACUGGAUCAAAGCCACAAAAUGACGAAACCUAAAGAUUAUGUAAUCCCAAUCCUCUCUGCGUUCAUCAAAAUUUAAUAAUUGAGAGUGUUCUAAUUAUUCGAAUUAUAUUGACAUUUUAUUUU